Messenger RNA from Centropristis striata (black sea bass), 4058 nucleotides. It is a transcript of the gene dennd2b, whose product is annotated as DENN domain containing 2B. Lineage: Eukaryota; Metazoa; Chordata; Actinopteri; Perciformes; Serranidae. The coding region runs from base 215 to 3598 and encodes 1127 amino acids. The transcript has 20 exons. The record is from RefSeq and is a predicted model, not a curated record. Gene Ontology annotation, biological process: positive regulation of ERK1 and ERK2 cascade.
GCUGCAGUUUUUUUUCUGUGUCGGUUUUGCUUGGAAAGACUUAAAUCGGAGUUUAUUGAGGAGGGCAGGUAUCCGGGAAAAGCCAGCCAAAGUUUGUCAACGCGUAAAGUGGAGUGGAUUUUACGCGUCGCAGAGUUGGAUUAUAAUCUGAAAAUGUCAGCAGCCAUGGAUGUGAGGAGAAACUCGGAGGUGAGUGGGCGGCUUGCAGACAAACAUGACUGCCAACAAGAGUUCGAAGGCUGCGCCUCGUGCAGGAGGGGGUAAAGCUCCGCGGGACGUCCCCGACAGGUGCCAGGCCACGUCACCGUGUCCUGUUCUCGCUGCCGGUCAGGCCCAGAGCCAGCAGCCUCUCCUCAGCGACGGUGAGAACUCUGGGAAGCAGAGCAGGUACGUCAGGACCGACGGCAGGUUCCUGGCACGCACCGGCUGGAGCGGCAAGACCGCCACCUUGUGCAGCGCCGCGUCUCUCGCCGGCGACACCAACUUCCCAGGCCGCCUCACCAAGUCAAAGAGCAUCAGCUGCCUGGACAACAGACUCUCCAUCUACAAGCCUCCGGGUCAAACUAAGGAGAAUCAGGAGCAGAAGGAGAAACAAGGGGAUCUCUCUGCAGGAGAUGGAGUGAACGGUCGGCCCUUGAGUUGGAGCACUCUCUCACUGGGGCCGUCCUCGAACCAAAGCCACAGGCGGACCCUCUCUCUCACCCGCUCCGUCGCAGGUGUUCCCCCCGCCACAAUCCGCAAGAAGAUCUCAGAAUGGGAGUGCAGGCGGGUGUCUCUGCCUAGGAUGAGCCUGUGUCUGGAUAAAAGAGGAGAGCGUGUGGGGGGCAGUGAGGGCUGCCCCAGCCUGCUCUCCUCCCCCUGCAGCGAGAAAACCUUUGACUUUAAGGGCGUCCGCAGGAUGAGCACGGCCUUCUCAGAAUGCUCCUACACAGAGGAAGAGGAGGGAGUCUCAGACAAAGACAACAUAGGACGCUUCCAGAAACGCAUCGGCAAGACGGAGUCCUCGGGGACGUUUGUGCGUUCGUUGUCCGCUCGGAAGGAGACGUCAGCCGUCCUCAACAGGAUACAGAAGAUAGAGCAGGCCCUGAAGGACAACCCCAGCCCGUCCCCUCAACGAUACCUGAACAACUGCUACGCUCCCGACAAGACAAGACAGAGGUCUUUUGUGAUCGGGGACGACCUGGACAGUACUUGCACCAGUAAGCGCAGCAGCAUUUGCUCCGUGGCGACAGAACCAGAUGCUGUUCUGGUGCCUGAUAAACUCACGAAGAUGAGACAGAGGUUCAGUGUGAGCUCAGUCCGGUCUGAGAGUCCAGAACCGGCGAGCCAGCAGAGUUCUGUGGGCGCGCCAGUCAACCCCUUACCCAAACCAAAACGCACUUUUGAGUAUGACGCAAAACGGGACCAGAAAGGCGGCUCGCCAGCCAAUGGACUACCUCCGAACGGAGCCUCUGAGUCUCCCCCGCCGCUUCCAUCGACCCCCGCACCCAGCGUGACACGGACAGUUAAAACAGAGGGAGGCACCCCGGUGAGAUCACAGGACAGAGAGUCGUGUGAGUCAGAGGAUGCUACCAGUGUGCCCUCUUCAUACCCGUCCUCGCCUACAGAGAACGGCACAGUAACCACAGAGGCACGGAGUCGACCCAAUUCCAAAAGCACUUUAGAGGAGAAUGCCUAUGAGGACAUAGUAGAGAAGGAGAACCCGUACGAGGAUGUUGACCUGAAGCGGAGGAGUUUGGGUCGGAAGUCUUGUCUGCUGGACAGCAACAGAUCUUGGACCACCAUGGACAGGAAGCUGAACUCUCCACCUCAGUUGCCUUCCAAACCCAGCAGCCAGUCCCUUCGGCUCCCCGGUCCGAGCGACAGGAAGAGCCACCGGAUGUCCCAGUUGUCCAAACGCUACAGCCACGAUGAGAUGCUGCUCCUCCCCCAGCGGGGCGUCUCUACGUCACCCUGCGGCCUGCUGGAUGAUAGCCUCAGUAGCACCAGUGAUACUCUGGCCUCACACAGGCACUGGAGGAUCCCCAAGCUGGUCCAGAGGAUCAACUCCAUUUACUGCACUAAACGUGGGAAGAAGAGGCUGAAGAAGCUCUCCAUGACCAAUGUUGAGACGGCAUCUCUGAGAGAUGACAACAGUGAGAGUGAGAGUGACUCUGAUGACAGGUUCAAAGCUCACACCCAGAGGUUGCUGAAGCUGCAGUCCAUCCUCCGCCGGGCGCCCAGCUACAGAACGCUGGAGCUGCAGCUCAUCGAGUGGCAGGAAAGAGAACUCUUUGAGUACUUUGUGGUCGUAUCUCUCAAAAAGAAACCCACCAAAAACUCCUACUCCCCAGAGGUCACCUACCAGUUCCCCAAGCUAGAGAGGCCCACCAAGCAGAUGAGGGAGGCCGAGCAGAGACUGAAAGCCAUCCCUCAGUUCUGUUUCCCAGAUGCUAAAGAUUGGAGUCCCGUGUCUGAGUAUGCCAGUGAGACCUUCUCCUUCAUGCUGACCGGAGAGGAUGGCAGCAGGAGGUUUGGGUACUGCAGACGCCUGCUGCCGACUGGGAAAGGACCUCGCCUUCCAGAGGUGUACUGUGUCAUCAGCAGACUGGGCUGUUUUGACUUGUUCUCCACGAUCCUGGAUGAGGUGGAGCGGCGGCGAGGCGUCUCGGCCGCCCUCGUCUACCCGUUCAUGAGGAGUCUGAUGGAGUCGCCCUUCCCUGCACCAGGGAAGAUUAUCAAAGUGAAGACCUUUCUGCCCGGUGCAGGAAAUGAGGUCAUCGAGCUGCGGCGGCCCACAGACUCCAGACUGGAGCACGUGGACUUUGACAGUCUGUUCAGCUGCCUCAGCGUACGGCAGGUGAUACGAGUCUUUGCCUCGCUGCUGCUGGAGCGCCGAGUCAUCUUUGUGGCCGAUAAACUCAGCACCCUGUCCAGCUGCAUGCAUGCAGUAGUGGCGCUGCUCUACCCUUUCUCCUGGCAACACACCUUCAUCCCCGUGCUGCCGGGCUCCAUGCUGGACAUCGUCUGCUGUCCCACCCCCUUCCUGGUGGGGCUGCUGUCCAGCUCUCUGCCAAAGCUCAAGGAGUUACCUGUGGAAGAGGCUCUAAUGGUUGACCUGGGAACGGAUCGAUUCAUCCGACAGAUGGACGACGAGGCCUCGCUGCUGCCGCGGAAACUUCAGGCGGCUCUUGAGCAAGCGCUGGAGCAGAGGAAUGACAUCAUCAGUCAGGACUCUGACAGCGAGUCAGACGAAGAGUAUAACUCCCUGAACAGCCUGGUGUCAGAGGCCUUCAUCCGCUUCUUCCUGGAAACCAUCGGCCAUUACUCGCUGUUUAUCACCCAGAAUGAGCGCGGAGAGCGCGCUUUCCAAAGAGAGGCCUUCCGCAAGUCGGUGGCGUCUAAAAGCAUCCGUCGUUUCCUCGGCGUCUUCAUGGAGUCUCAGAUGUUCGCAGGGUUCAUUCAGGAUCGGGAGCUGAGGAAGACCAGGGCUAAAGGUCUGUUUGAGCAGAGGGUGGACCAGUAUCUGGAGGAGCUGCCCGACACGGAGCAGAGUGGAGUCAACAAGUUUCUGAAAGGUCUUGGAAGUAAAAUGAAGUUUCUCCACAAAAAGAACUGAGGAGAAAUCAUCCUCCUGUCUUCAGUCAAGAAGAGCUGACGUCUCUGCAUUAUGAUGAUUCUCACCUUUUUUUAAUCUCUUUUUUUAAUGUAAACAUGUACAUAUUAUUUCACUGUAAGCUGGCUGUGAUACUCUUCAGUGUAUGUUUAUAGUACCUUAUGAGAUAGCGAUAGCAGGACGGUACACAGCGAGUGAGCCGUAGAGUAACCACUGAUGUCCAGGAGUGCUUGUGGAGAGUGUGUGUCUGUGUGUGUGUGUGUGUGUGACCUUACAUGGGCAUAGAUGUACAGUUCAUAUGUUUCCAUUUUGCAUUAUUUCACCACAGCGUUGUCCUCUGUUUAAGGAGUGUAAAACCUAUUCGAAAACUGUACAUGCAUCAAGACAAUGAAGAAAAUGAUUGUAACUCUUUGUAGAGUCUUUUGCAAUCUUUUAUUAAAAAAUUUUGUUAAAAUGCAUCAAA